AUGCAAAAUACCAGCCACCUCACUUCCUGCUGGUAUUCUGUGGCCUCUCAUUCCUGCCCCCAAGCAAGAGCGGAUAUCUUUUUUUCUCUCCAUAAAUAUAUUUCUCACUUCCCAUUCCUCUCUCUCUCUCUUUUUCUCUUUCUCUCUCUCUCUCUCUUUCUCUUUCUAUCUCUCUCUCUCUCUCGUUUUAUUUCUUCUUCUUUUAUUCUUUCAUUCUUUCUCUCUCUCUCUCUUUCCCUUUCUCUGUCUCUCUCUGUCUCUCUCUGUCUCCCUCGCUUUCUCUGUCUCUCUGUCUCUUUCUCUCUCUCUGUCUGUCUCUCUCUCUCUCGUUUUAUUUCUUCUUUUUUUGUAAAAUUCUCUUUCUCUUUCAUUCUCUCUCUAAAUCUUUCUCUUUCUCUCUCACACUCUCUCUGUCUCUCUGUAUUUCUCUCUGACUCGCUAUCGCCUCUCCCUUUCUCUUUCACAAGAUUAUUAUUUUUUUCACUCUCCCACUUAUUCUUAUCAUGGUUUUUCUCACCCUCUCUCUCUCUCUCUCUCUCUCUCUCUCGUUUUAUUUCUUUUUUUAUUCUUUCAUUCUCUCUUUCUCUUUCUCUCUCUCUCUCUGUCUCUCUCUCUCUCUGUCUCUCUCUCUCUUUCACUAUCUCCUCUCCCUUUCUCUUUCACAAUGUGAUUAUUUUUUUUCACUUUCUCUCCCUCUCUAAAAAAUCACUUUUACUCUCUCUCUUUCUUCCCCCUCUCUCUCUUUCUUCCCCCUCUCUCUCUCUCUCUUUCUCGCUCUCCCUCUCUCUCUUUCUUUCCCUCUCUCUCCCUCCCUCUCUCUUUCUUUCCCUCUCUCUCCCUCCCUCUCUCUUUCUUUCCCCCUCUUUCUCUCUCUCUCCACCUCUCCCUCUCUCUUUCUUUCCUUUGCUCUCUCCCUCUCUCUCUUUCUCUCUCUCCACAUCUCCCUCUCUCUUUCUUUCCCUUGCUCUCUCCCUCUCUCUCCACCUCUCCCUCUCUCUUUCUUUCACUCUCUCUUUCUUUCCCUCUCUCUUUCUUUCCCUUGCUCUCUCCUCCCUCUCUCUCUUUCUUUCCCUUUCUCUCUCCCUCUCUUUUUCUUUCCCUCUCUCUCUCCCUCUCUCUUUCUUUCCCUCUCUCUCUUUCCCUCUCUCUCCCCUCUCUCUCUUUCUUUCCCUCGCUCACUCCCUCUCUCUCUUUCUUUCCUCUCUCUCCCUCUCUCUCUCUUUCCAUCUCUCUCCCUCUCUCUCUCUUUCCAUCUAUCUCUCUUUCUCUCUCUCUACCCAGUGGUGUCGUUUUUUUUCUGUCCUGUCUCACUUUUUUCUCUUCGUUUCACGUUAUUUUCCUCUUUCAAAUUCUAUUUUCUCCAUAUCUCUCUCUUUCUCUCCUUUUCUUUCUUUCAUUCUCUCUUUCUUCUUUUGUAAAAUUCUUUCUUUUUCGAUUUCGCUCUGGCUUUAUUCUCCUACCAAAUUCUCUUGCUUUCAAAUUUUUUUAAUUCUCUCCCUCCCUCCCUCUCUUAAAUUCACUAUCUUUUCUGCCUUUCUUUUUCACAGCAUUCUUAUUUAUUCUCUCUCCCACUCACUAUUUUCCCCUUCCUUUUGUCUCCUUUUCUCUUUCUAA
Molecule: messenger RNA, 1614 nt
Organism: Acanthosepion pharaonis
Lineage: Eukaryota; Metazoa; Mollusca; Cephalopoda; Sepiida; Sepiidae
Source: the annotation of a GenBank genome assembly